Messenger RNA from Lycium ferocissimum, 1999 nucleotides. Its product is annotated as vetispiradiene synthase 3. The record is from RefSeq and is a predicted model, not a curated record. Gene Ontology annotation, molecular function: terpene synthase activity; magnesium ion binding. The coding region runs from base 110 to 1783 and encodes 557 amino acids. The transcript is spliced from 7 exons. Gene Ontology annotation, biological process: diterpenoid biosynthetic process. Lineage: Eukaryota; Viridiplantae; Streptophyta; Magnoliopsida; Solanales; Solanaceae.
UUCCAUUUCCAUCAUCACUUGUUCGGUUUAUCUAGCACCUAAUAAGAAACAAAAGAAGGGAAAGGAAUUUAAAUUCUUUGUGAUUUUCCACAAGCUAAGAGUACUAGAAAUGGCCCCAACUGCUGCAGAAAUCAGUAACUACGAAGAGGAGGAGAUUGUCCGCCCCAUCGCGGACUUCUCUCCAAGUCUUUGGGGUGAUCAUUUCCAUUCAUUCUCCCUCAAUAAUCAGGUUGCAGAAAAGUAUGCUCAAGAGAUUGAAACUUUGAAGGAACAAACAAGGAGUAUGUUAAUGUCGGCUUCCGCAGGAAAAACAUUGGUUGAAAAGUUGAAUCUGAUUGACAUUGUUGAACGCCUUGGAAUUGCCUAUCACUUUGAGAAACAAAUAGAAGACAUGUUGGAUCAGAUUUACAAUGUUGAUCCUAACUUUAAGGGUCAUGAAUACAAUGACUUACGCAUUUUAUCCCUUCACUUUCGACUACUGAGACAACAUGGUUACAAUAUCUCCCCACAAAUUUUUAGCAGAUUCCAAGAUGCAAACGGCAAAUUCAAGGAAUCUCUUAGCGACAACAUCAAGGGUCUAUUGAAAUUAUACGAAGCUUCACAUGUAAGGACUCAUGGAGAGGAUAUUUUGGAAGAGGCACUUGCUUUUUCCACUGCUCAUCUUGAAUCUGCAGCUCCACAUUUGAAGUCACCUCUGAGUAAGCAAGUGACACAUGCCCUCGAGCAAUCUCUCCAUAAGAGCAUUCCAAGAGUUGAGACACGCUACUUCAUCUCCAUCUAUGAUGAGGAGGAAUUGAAGAAUGAUGUGUUGCUUCGAUUUGCCAAAUUGGAUUUCAAUUUACUGCAAAUGUUGCACAAGCAAGAACUCAGCGAAGUAUCAGGGUGGUGGAAAGAUUUGAAUUUUGUGACAACACUUCCAUAUGCUAGGGACAGAGCAGUCGAGUGCUACUUUUGGACGGUGGGAGUGUAUGCUGAACCUCAAUAUUCUGAAGCUCGUGUCAUGCUUGCUAAGACUAUAGCAAUGAUUUCGAUAGUAGAUGACACAUUUGAUGCUUAUGGCAUUGUCAAAGAACUUGAGGUCUACACCGAUGCCAUACAGAGGUGGGAUAUUAACCAAAUUGACCGGCUCCCAGAUUACAUGAAAAUCAGUUACAAAGCCCUUUUAGAUCUCUACAAUGAUUAUGAAUCGGAGUUGUCAAAGGAUGGCAGAUCCGAAGUUGUUCACUAUGCAAAAGAAAGAAUGAAAGAAAUUGUGAGAAACUAUUUUGUGGAAGCAAAAUGGUUCAUUGAAGGAUAUAUGCCGCCUGUUUCUGAAUAUCUUAACAACGCAUUAGCGACUAGCACUUAUUACCUGCUUACGACAACAUCCUACUUAGGCAUGAAGUGUGCUAACAAGGAAGAUUUUGAAUGGUUGGCCAAGAACCCUAAAAUUCUUGAAGCCAAUGUGACCUUAUGUCGAGUCAUUGAUGACAUAGCCACCUAUGAGGUUGAAAAGGGUAGAGGUCAGAUUGCAACUGGAAUUGAGUGUUACAUGAGAGAUUAUGACGUAUCAACAGAAAAGGCAAUGGAAAAAUUUCAAGAAAUGGCUGAGAUAGCAUGGAAGGAUGUAAAUGAAGGAAUCCUUCGACCAACUCCUGUCUCUACAAAGAUUCUCACUCGUAUUCUCAAUCUUGCUCGCAUUAUUGAUGUCACUUAUAAGCACAAUCAAGAUGGAUACACUCAUCCUGAAAAAGUACUAAAACCUCACAUUAUCGCCUUGUUGGUGGACUCUAUUGAAAUAUAACUCUCCAAUUGUUGAGUACAUAUUGGAGCACUUGGUUCCCGGUCCCUCAAAUAAGUAUUCGAUCAACAUUUGAUGGAUGCCUUGUUGGUAUCUUUGUUGCUAGCUAGAGUAGGUAGGAGUUGUUGGUGAUACAUGUUGUUAUCGUGCAGUGAAGUUACCUGCUUAAAUUUUUUUUGUAUCAUUAUUGACAUUUGAAAUAUAAACACUUCUUUUAAA